Apis cerana (Asiatic honeybee) is the source of this 6050-nucleotide messenger RNA. RefSeq names its product anaphase-promoting complex subunit cdh1. Gene Ontology annotation, cellular component: nucleus. The record is from RefSeq and is a predicted model, not a curated record. Gene Ontology annotation, molecular function: DNA-binding transcription activator activity, RNA polymerase II-specific; RNA polymerase II cis-regulatory region sequence-specific DNA binding. Gene Ontology annotation, biological process: neuron differentiation; brain development; negative regulation of transcription by RNA polymerase II. Lineage: Eukaryota; Metazoa; Arthropoda; Insecta; Hymenoptera; Apidae.
UCCGUUGCUGUGGCUAGCAUCCGGUUAAGUGGCGACAGCCGCUCCCACCGAUCGCGUGCGCACACAAAUCGUGUUAGUCGUCGUGCUGCCGCGAUUCUCCGAUUCCAUUUCAUUUUCUCCGUCUCCGAUCCUUGACGAGAAAGGAUGGGAUCAACGAUGAUUUCGCCAUGAUCCUGGCAAACGAGCCGGUGCAUCGUGAAGAUUGCAACGUUGAUACCUACUUAUUUUCUAUUUAUUCCAAUCGAUUUAUCUCGUAUUAUCUUUUCUCGCGAUUCAACUCGAUUUAAUUCGGUGUAUUGUGUCGUGAUCAUUUUUUAUCCAACGUAAACAACAAAGGUUUAACGAUACGAUAAACGAUCGUGAUUAAAAUUAAUCGGUCAUCUGAAUGCAGACGAAUUAUAAUCGCGAUAAAAUUCAUGGAAAAACAGAUAGGUCGACGAAUGAUCGGAACGAUACGCGAGAUUUGGAAGAAAACAAAAAAAAAAAAAGAAAAGAAAAAAUUAUGAAAGUAAAAAUAAGAAAUGACGAUCGAAAAAUGGAAUGAAAAAUUGAUCGUUGAAAAUCCAGAAGAAGGUUGAUAAAUAAAUAGGCGAUGAUAGGUUGAUUUGCCAGAGUUUGGGAAGCUACGAGUCGUACGAGUACGUAAACAAGCGCGAAUACACUGACACAUGCAUCGAUAUGUACGGAUGUACGCGAAUGCUUAAGUGGAAGAGUUUAAAGCUUUCAAGUGGAGAAGUAUAUACGUAAAUAGGUGGAAAGGGAGGGAUGGAGAUGGGAAACGGAGAAAGAGGAAAAAGAAAAGGGAGCAACGUACACAGGCUUUCAGGGUUAAAGAGGGAGAAAAGAACGGCUGCAUCGCGACUGGCUGGAAAGGCAGCGUGUUUACACGGUUAGUGGGGGUAGGUGGUACCCGCGUCUCAGCUGAGCGUAGUAGUAUAGAGGUAGAAGACUGACGCGAGGGCGAGUUAGUUGCGAAUGAGCGCUCGUCGGGCGAGCGUCGUUACGACGUCGUUUCGGUCGAUAAUGUCAUCUCGUGAUCGACGAGCAGCCACUGGAUAUUGAAAAUCUUAUAUACGCACGAAUAUUAUACGCAUAAACGAGCAAUCGAGGACGUGUGGGGACAGUUUUUAAAAGGGAAACAAGAGAAGACGAGAGAAAAAGAAAAAAAAAAAAGACUGCUCGAGUGAAAUAUCGAAUACAUAGACAUAGUCGUAUGAGAAAGGAAAGAUUUCUUCAAGAUAUUCUUAACAUCGAAUCGUUGCUUCCUCUUUACGGGUCGAAUUUGCAAUUUUUUUCGAGUGCAGUGUAUCGUCGCGAUCACAAAUUAAAAGUGAAGUGAUAAGAAGAAAUUUGUUGUAAUUCUCGGCCCGCAAAAUGGUGCCGCAACAACAAGAUAGUCCCUCUAGUUCCGGGAUUCCUAUGUUUGGAUCAUUGCUUGUGGAUAAAAAUUCGGCGACACCGUAUUCGGAUGCCACGCAAACGAAAAAGAACAAUCCUAAUCACAUAAAGAGGCCGAUGAACGCGUUUAUGGUUUGGUCACAGAUCGAACGUAGAAAAAUAUGCGAGAUUCAGCCGGAUAUGCAUAACGCGGAGAUCAGUAAACGGCUCGGAAGACGUUGGAAAACGUUGGACGAAGCGGAAAGAAGACCGUUCAUCGAAGAAGCGGAACGGCUGAGGCAAUUGCACAUGGUGGAAUAUCCGGAUUACAAAUAUAGACCGAGGAAAAAAACUUCGAAAUCGGCAACGUGUAUAGGGCAGAAAGCGAAAGAAGGGGGGGGAGGUAAGAAGCUGAGGAAAUCGGGUUUGUCAUCGCUGGGCGGAGGAGGAGGAGGAGGUGGUUCGAUGUCGAGUAAGAAUCACGCGCGGAAUCACGAUAGCAACAACAACAACAACAACAACAAUUCCGAAACGAGCGGCGCAGGGAACACCGUGGGCGGAGGAAUAGCGGUGAAAAGGUUGCAAGCUCACUCGGUCGGUAGCAAACCUGUAUCGCGUUUAAAGGUUAGAUUGGCGUUGGAUAAGAGACCUCCUCUCGAUUACACGCCUAGUCCACCGAUCGUCACCGCGAAAAUACCGAGCAGUCCAUCUUGCGUUACACCGGAUUCGCCGGAAUCCGCGAGCUUUUACGAGGAUAAUUUGUUGGAAUGUGGCGGCGGGUCGACCGUCGGCAGGCUAAUGGGCAACGACAGCACGGAUCGCCGCGCCACGAUCAGAGCUGCGUCUACCAAAAUGAAGCGGGAGCCCAGUUUCGAGAUGGAUUACGAAAGCACGUUCGAGCCGAAGGAUCGAUUGCUAUCCUCGGUCGGUCCCGUUACCUUCGCCGCUUCCGUCGAAGACAUGGAUCUACUUUCGGACAAAAGUUUACGCGUGCGAACACCCCGUCACAACAAUCACCAUCACCAUCAUCAUCACCAUCAUCAUCAUCAUAAUAAUCAUAAUCAUAAUCAAAAUGAAAAUCAUAGCGGUGAGGACGAUCAUCGCCACCGCCACGACCACAACCACCAUCACCACCAUCACCACAACCACAACAACCACAACCAUCAUCUGGAAUGUCGAUCGAACUUUCUGAUGAAAGAAGAUUCGGCAACGUCGAACAUCGUGGGAGCGGCGACGAGCACCGGGACGACCACCACGACCACGAGCACGGGAAGGACGACGAUCGAGACGAUAGAUGGAAAGAUGAAGAUGGAAUUGAACGGCGAGGGGACGGAAAUUGAAAUGGAAGCGGAUUUGUCGACGACCGUGACGACGAAUACGGAUAGGAACAGGAGCGACGCGGCGGGAACGGGGCAACGAGGGCGGACAUCAUCGACGAAACAUUCGAACGCCGUCGUUAUCGGUUCGGCUGGCACGAACGACGAUACCAACACUGCUGCGACCAUCAUCGAUGCUCCUAACAAUAUAAUCGGGGAUACGACCAUUGCCGCAACGGUCGUCAAACUCGAGGAAUCGAGCAAUAAUCCGAGUUUGGCCGAUCUUUAUUCGUUGACGGAUCUGUUGCAGAUACAACCAUCCGAUUUCAAGAUCGAUCUAGAUAUGGAAACGAUAACCACGGACCUGGACACGUUCGAAACUGCUAGCUCGAGCAGCGGAUCGCACUUUGAGUUUUCCUGUACACCGGAUGUCACGGACAUGUUGUCCACCAUUGGCGUAGGUUCCGACUGGGUUACCUUUUGAAAACGUCCAAUUUCGAUCUACUCGGUGCGAAAUAUUCAAAUACCAUUUGCUAUUUCGCGUAUACUAUUCUAUAAAUCCGGAUCAUCGAUUUUCUUCGCAUCUUCUUCUUCUCUGUCCCAAAUUCUAUCCGUUAAGUCUAAACGACGAUUUUCACGACAAUCUUGAAAAUACGAAAAUACGCAACAUGACAGCAGGUCUUUUUGUACAUUUUUCGUGUAGUAUAUUAGAUAUAAGAUCUUUCUCUUUUUUUUAUAUAUAUAUAUAUAUUUUUUUUUUAUUUUAUUUUAACGGCAUUAUUAUACACAAAAGGUGGGAAGAGGUCAUCGAGAACUCGUCCUUUUUCGCAUCUUUGACGAAGGAGAGGAAAAAAAAAAAGGAAAGAAAACAGGGAAUUGGACGCACAUUAAUGAUCGCCGUCAUUUGGUAAUGAGAAACGAGAGCGUAGAAAGAAAAAAAACGAACGUUUUCUCGUUUGCUCUCUCCUCCCUUCCAACGUGAGAAUCCUCCUCGAUACCGCGUCAAACGUUUGAUCUCAUAUUUUUUUUUCUUUUUAUCUUUAGCAACAAUGGUACUAGUUUUUUUUAUUUUUUUUUUUUUUAACUUAAUCAUCAAUCCACGCGAUUAAUUUUAUCGAUCACGAUUCUUCUCUCGAUGCUAGCUUUUCUUUUCUUUUUUUUUUUUUUUUUUAUAUAUAUUUUCAUCGAUUUUCUAACCUUUCCGAUUUACCGGAAAACUUCACGACACUGUUCACUGCCGGAUUCGAUCGUACACACAGAUACUGUACUUUUUCUUAUCGAUAUUAUCCCGAUUUGCUCAGCAACGUUUUAAGUUGAAAACAAAAAAAAAAAGUAACCAACUGCCAAAAGAACAACGUUAACGACAGCUCGUUUCGUUCUCUUAGAUUCUUCGAUCGAAGAUAUCAAUUUCCGUAAUAUCGACCACACGUUUUUUCUUGGUUCUAAGUUCGCGCGUAUUCGUCGAGAUAUCGCGAGACGUCAUGGCAAAAUACGAACACGGAUAUGUUUAUAAAUAUCGCUGAACGCGAUCGAGAAUAAGUUUUUUUUUUUUUCGUGCAGAUCCGUCGUUAUAGGAUAAAACGUACGUAAGAUAUCAAGGGCCAAAGUUAUAUUACCCAUUUCCUACUCUAGAUUCGCUGUAUUUUUAAUCCCGUUCACUCGCAUCGUGCCUUCUCUCCUCUCCUCUCCUCUCUCUUUCUCUCUCUCUCUUUUUCUCCGAUGAUUCGAUAGGCUGUGAAAAAUAUUUUUUUAUCUAAAGAUAUAUCCGAUGAUCGAUCAGUUUUCGAGAGUGUCCCCUAUAUGGGAAAUGGGUCGAGUGUCAACGAUAAUAAAAAGAGGAGAGAAAAAAGGGAAAAUAGUUGCAUAGUCGCUGCGUUGUCGACGGUUUGCUUUAAUUCGAUUAGAUUCGGUAUUCGUGUCGUGUCGUGUCAUUGCGUUGCGUGAAGAUAAGAUUCUUUUUGCAAAGUAUACGUAUAAAUAUAUAUAUAUACGUACGAAUGCGCGCAAGUGUGAAAUGCGCGAUGAAUUCGAUCGGAUCGAAUCGAUUUUUUUUUUUUUCUUUUCCAUCGAAGAGUAAUACGUUUUCCCGUAUAUCGUAAUGCCGACAAUGAGUAACAACGUACACUCGAACGACGAUGACCACGUUGAACGACUUUUUCACCGAAAAGAAAAAAAAAAGAAGAAAAAAAGGCGAGAGCGAAUCUUGUUACAUCGAUGAGGGGGAAAAAAAAAAGGAAGAAACGAAAAGGAAAUAGAAACGUGAAAAAGUAAUUCACCGUACGUGUUUGUAAUUUAUGCCAAUAGCUAUUGUAAAAAUAAACGAGAACACACCAAAGUGCAAUAUUAUGUAUGAUUGUUCUGCAGACGUGUAAAUGAUGGGAAAAGAAUGGAUUAAUUGGCGAUGCGGCGAGCAACGACGACACGAACGAUCCGGAAAGCAAUACCCGACCAAUUUUCUCCCUCUGACUAACCGCGUCUCUUUUUUUACUUUUUUUUUUUUUUUGAACGGUGAUCCAUCGAUGAUCGAUCGUCGUUGUUGCGAUCGCCGCCGAUUGUUACUUUCGUCGAGUAAAUAUCGCGUCGUGAAUGACGCGAAGCAAAUCUUCGAUAGAAAUUGCCAACGAAGAAACGUGGCCAUUAAUUAUUUUUGGACGAAAACAUAUACGUGUGUAGUGCGAUAUGUGUUGCAUGUGAAAAUUUAUACCGAUUCCUUUUUUCGAAUUGAGGAGAGAAAAAAAAAAAUAAAAAAAAAAAGGAAAGAGGUACGAUACAAUGCGGGUAAUGCCAACGUUGAUAAUAACUUUGAAAAAUUCAUGAAUGAUAAAUGAGUUUGCUCCAUUGUUUUCUCCCCCUCCCCUUCCCCUUCUUCAUUUGCGCGUAAUUACUCGGUAAAAUCGUUUUAUCGUUUCGUUGCUUUUUUUUUUAUAAUCUCUUUUGCGAUGUUUAUUUUAUUUCGAAUUAUAUUACUUGAUCGUACGAAACUCCCCCGUUUCUCUCUCUCUCCCUCUCCCCUCCCUCUCCUUUUCUUUUCUUUUAUAUCCAUAAUAAAUAAAUUUUCGAGUCGAUUUCCGAGUGCAAAGAACGAGGAACGCGUAUCUUUUACCAGAUACACGGCGAGAAAGGAAAUUCAACAGCGUUCCAGAAGCGUUUAGUAAAACGAGAAUCGUCAACUGGUCAAGUUUUAUAUCUCAUAGGCUUAAGUUUUUAUUAUACGAUACGAUAAUGGAAUUAGUAUAACGACUAACUUGUACAUUUGUAUCUAGCCCUUUGUUUAUAAUACUUAUCACCUUGUUAUUAAGUAUCCCAUUUAUAUAAUUUUUUUAUCGAACUUAUUAAAAAAAAUAUUUAAAAAACAAA